CGGGUGGACAUCCGUCAGUGUGGGGUCCUAGGCCGGCGGGGACGAGGUGGGCUGGGCUGACCCAAGACGGGGUCCCCGUGGGCAUCAAGCCGGGCACAGAAGACCCUCCCAGCAUGCCCAAGGCUUGACCCAUCACUCAAAUUGUUACAGACAUCAUGUGGGCACUGAGCAGCGGCUGCGGGACAUCUUGGCUGAGCCUCUUUCUAGCCGGUGAGAGAUUGGGGUUCAAUUGGAUCUUGAUUUCGUGCUUCUUUGUGGCUCACUCGCAAGACACCAAAAUCGUGAACAUCAGCGUUGUACUCCUCCCGGAGUUCUCAAUGGUUGGAGACUCCGUUACAAUCAUCCCAGAGACAACGGAGCGGGACGUGACCUCCUGCAUGUGGUUCAGGAGUUUUGAGGGCAAAUACUAUCCGAUCAUCUUUAAACAGUUCAAGCCCGACGAGAGGGUCAUGAGGGGAGAUGGCUAUGAUGGGAGGCAGUUCCUUAGGGAGAACUGCGCCCUGCGCAUCACUGAGCUGGACAUCGCAGACAUGGCAAUCUACAUGAUCAUCAGGAACACCACCAGCAAGACUGAGGCUGGAAAAGUAUUCCUGCGGAUCCUGCGAGACAGUAAAGUGGUCACUCCUAGUCCAGUUCCACACAAACUAGAGCCAAAGGUCAUCACUGUGGGCACCAUGGCGGGCAUCAUCGUCGGCUGCCUGAUCGGGUCCGUCUUAAUCGUAGGCCUGAUCACGUACCAGACCAUGAAACAAUCAGAAAGGAAUAACUUGGGUUCUGGAGAAGGUAGAAGCCCUCAUUCAUCAUCAAAACCUGGGAGCCAGCAGAGACUAAGCAUUCAUAACCUUGGACCUGUACCUGCACCCCAGUGAAAUCAGCCCAGGUGUCCGACCUGCAUCCCACCUGGAAUCCAACUGGACCCCAUGGACUUUCCUCCCGAGACCCAAAGAAGACGGAAAAGAAGAAGAAGCUCUAUCUUCCAGGAUCACCUCCCAAACGUCUUGACCAUCCUUUGGACCCAUCCAGGUCCCUUGUUGCCCGGAGAGAAAGACAAACCCAUUAUAUAUCCACGGAUGGAAUAAAAACCUCCAGUGUCCACCA
Molecule: messenger RNA, 1098 nt
Organism: Anolis carolinensis (green anole)
Lineage: Eukaryota; Metazoa; Chordata; Lepidosauria; Squamata; Anolidae
Exons: 6
Coding region: 156-869 (237 amino acids)
Source: RefSeq, a predicted model, not a curated record